AUGGUGCAGUGCGACGAUUGUGAUGGAUGGAAUCACUUUAGUUGUGUGGGUGUGAACCAAAGUGUGGAGAGUAAAAAGUGGAACUGUGAGAAGUGCAAAGCAAAAAAGAAGAAGGCAGGUGAUAUCAAGGAUCCCAAGAACGCUGCGUUACGGAAGAAGGUCGAUAAACCGAAGCCAGAGAAGAAUAACAUCGCAACGAAGAAGGAAAAUUCUCAGCUGAAGAAACCCAUACGAGAACCGUCGAAAGCUGCCUCAGUGACGUCAGCAGGAUCGAGGAAGUCUGCGAAAGCACAUCUAGAGCUACAGUUACAGAGACUUGUGGCGGAACAGACGCUGUUAGAGGAAAAGAAGAAGUUGAUGGAGAAACACUUCAGCAUUCUCGAAGAGUUGGUCGAUCUCGAAGACGAAGAAGCAGCGGAAGAAGAAAACGACGCUAAUGCGAAGGUAGAGAACUGGUUGGGCGCCGCUGGAGCCAAGCGCCAAGAAGAUGAACCAAAUUCUACAAGUGAAGAAGAAGGGUGUUCCGACGACGAAGAAGAGGAAGAAGGUGGAGAAAAGGAUUCCAGCGAUGAUUCCAAGGAGGAAACGGAGACAGACAGCAGCGAUGACUCUAGUGAGGACGAAAAGGGAGGAUCUAACGAUUUCAGCUUCAAUCCGAAGGGUCGUUCUACGCCAGCGAAGAAAGGCGAAAGCAAGCGAAAAGACGCAAGCAGUAACCGGUUAACCUGGAACCUGACGCGCAAUCAGCUCGCCGCUCGCCAUGUUGUCGCAAAGGACUUGCCUUUGUUUUCAGGGAAUCCCGAGGAAUGGCCGAUGUUUUUUUCCACUUUUGAAAGCACGACUCGGAUGUGCGGCUACACUGACGACGAAAACAUGAUACGACUGAGGAACUGCUUGAAGGGAGAUGCAUUUGCUGCCGUUCGAAGUUUUCUGCUCCAUCCGAAGACAGUGAACAGGGCGAUGGAUGCGCUCAAGUUAAAAUUUGGGCAGCCGAGGUUCAUUAUCGAAUCCCUGAAAGACAAGGUUCUUGCCAUUCCACCGGUCGACUCUGAGUCUAUGAACGCGAUGGUCGAUUUUGCGCUGGACGUCCAAAACCUGACGGUGAUGAUCGACGCCUGUGGUCGGAAGGAGCUCAAGCAGGAUGCUUCAUUGCUGAACUCACUGGUUUCCAAACUUCCGGGACCAAUGCAAUUACAGUGGGCAAAACACUCUAGAAGUAUUCGGAAGGUCAACCUGAAGACUUUCGGAAAGUGGAUCUACGAGAUAGGCGAAGACGCCUGUCUGGUUUCGAAGCCGCGUCAGCCCAAAGUACCGUCACACAACCAGGAACCACGCAGGAGAGCUCAGGCAUACGUGAAUGCUCACGUUGAGCACCAGGGAGAGUACCGUGCUCAUUUCCCAGGAGGUAGCACAUCAUCAGCCGGCGCAAGAAGAACCUGCCCCACAGCGUGCAUUGUCUGCAGGGGAUCUUGUUCAUCUCUCGCGAACUGCCAAGGAUUUCGGGAACUGUCGUACGAUGGACGGUGGGCAAUCACACGUGAAGCCAAGAUGUGCCGGAAAUGCCUGAAGCGCCACAGAGGGGGAUGUGUGUCCAGGAACUGCGGAGUCAACGGAUGCACAUGCAAACAUCACCCAUUGCUGCACAAGCAACUCAAUCCAGAAUCCGCGCCCAUGCAACCAAACGCAGAGUUCACGCCCAUCCAGACCGGAGACAACGUGCAACGGGAAGAGCGGUCCUGCCACACUCACCUGUCCGGGUCCAGCGCUGUCCUGUUUCGCUAUGUUCCAGUCGUGGUGUAUGGGAACGGGAUUGUGAUCCAUUGCUACGCUUUCUUGGAUGACGGAUCCUCGCUGACACUUAUGGACCAAGAUCUUGCGGACGAACUAAACCUGGCUGGAAAAUCUUGUCCAUUGAGUCUCAAAUGGACCGGAGACACACGCCGUAUUGAAGAUAAUAGCCAGAUUGUCAGCUUAGAAGUGUCCGGCCUAACGGGAGAGCGCUUUCACAUGGGAGACGUACGAACAGUGAGCGGACUGCAACUACCGCCUCAGACACUCGACGCGAAACAACUUCAGGCUGAAAACACUUAUCUGCGAGGGAUUCCCCUGGAGUCGUAUCAUAGUAUCCAGCCUCGUCUACUCAUCGGUGUGCAACAUGCAAACAUGACACUUGUCAGGGAGAGUCGAGAAGGCAAGCCUGGUCAGCCGAUUGCUGUUAAGACCGAUUUAGGAUGGACGAUCUACAGUGGAGCGUCGAAUGGAGAAGCGCUUAGCAUGGUACACUACACUUAUCACAUUACCUCUUGUGACCACAAGACAGAAUCGAACGCUGCAGAGGAGCAUGAACGCGACGUGCAUUACCCGAAUGGCGAAUCGAAGGCAACUGCCUGUACGCGUUCUCCUGCGGUCGAUGGCCCACCUGUGGAUUCAUCAGUCACAUCAUCGACUCGACCGUUCGCACACGUUAAUAUCGACCUUUUGGAAAAAAGGGAAGUGGCUAAAGGGAGUAGAGUAGAGAAGAGAUUGGGGGGUCCUCUGUUUUGUCUUUCUAUCCUCGGGGUGUACUUACUAUUAGCUAGCUCUUUAACCUCAAACUUGUGCAGCGACAGCAAUUGGGAAACCAAUUUCGUUGGCAUCGAUCGGGCGUUGAAGGAGGCGUUGCAAGCUGUAUACCAGCACAAGAUGAUCCAGGAGUUAUGUUUGGUGUCCACCACCUACUGUUUCAAUCUACCGGCAGCUCCCCAUAUGGGGGGGAGCUGGGGACAAUUUGUACAGUCCGUCAAGCAGACCUUAGCGGAGUUACAAUCACCAUAUCGCUCUAAGGAGGAUGAACUUAGGAGUGCCUCAGUCGGGGUCGAAAGCAUCUUCAACGGCAGGCCGCUCACCUAUGUACCGAUCGAGGAUGAAGCCGUUCCUGCGCUUACACGAAACCACUGGUUGGUCGGCAGUUUCCACGUGAUCAAGCUAUGA
This is a messenger RNA of Uranotaenia lowii, 2970 nucleotides long. RefSeq lists its product as uncharacterized. NCBI's taxonomy places the organism in Eukaryota, Metazoa, Arthropoda, Insecta, Diptera, Culicidae. The transcript has a single exon. The coding region runs from base 1 to 2970 and encodes 989 amino acids. The record is from RefSeq and is a predicted model, not a curated record.